AUGAAUUCAAUGAACCAUCCUGAGGCCGCCCAGGUCCUCUCCCAGGCCUCAUCGCAGCAAGCUCUGUCUCCCACAACCAGAGAAAGGAAACGCCGCCAUUUUAAGUGGCCUGUUCUCUGUGCGCAUCUCGUUUAUGAUCUUUCGUCUCCGGUAUUUUCAGCAGCAGAGAUUGAAAUGGUCUUCAGCGCACCGUCCGCAGAAGAAGAAAAUAAGACACCAAGUUCUCGAGGGAAUGGCUGGGGGUCAUUCUUGAAUAGCCGAAUGGAGCAUAUCACAAAUCGCCCCGCCUGUCAAAAACCGACAGCGAUCUGCGUCGGGGAAUAUAGUUCCGCGUCUGUUGCCCACCCCUGCGAAGUUCACGGAGUGGGACAGAUAUUUCAUGGUUGGGACGAUCACCCGUCGGUCAAGAAAUUCAAGCAAAUGAUUGCUUCCACACCGGUCAUCAAACCCUCAGGAAACGGCCCGGCUGAUAUUCUCAAGGGUUAUCUUGACGAGUACGACGGAAAUCGAUCACCAUUAGAUGUCACUUGGGUCUUAAAAUUCCUGUUAAUGCCGGUUAAGAAAGCGACCCAAGGGGAAGAGGGCAAGUGGUGGGAGUCGGAAGACUGGCAAGAUCUCUGUAAGCCAAAGGUUAUCUCAGAGAAAGACUUCAGACCGGUGGCCCUCAUAUGCGUUAGGGACGAUGGAUUCAAGAAGGAUGAGCUCUCUAGAAAGCUUAUUGAGUUCGGAAAGCUGUUUUCUGUCGAAGUUAUGGUUGUUUCGAGUCUUGGGUGA
Messenger RNA from Morchella importuna, 774 nucleotides. RefSeq lists its product as uncharacterized. The record is from RefSeq and is a predicted model, not a curated record. The coding region runs from base 1 to 774 and encodes 257 amino acids. The transcript has a single exon. NCBI's taxonomy places the organism in Eukaryota, Fungi, Ascomycota, Pezizomycetes, Pezizales, Morchellaceae.